Molecule: messenger RNA, 1038 nt
Organism: Tribolium madens (black flour beetle)
Lineage: Eukaryota; Metazoa; Arthropoda; Insecta; Coleoptera; Tenebrionidae
Gene: Mic26-27
Product: MICOS complex subunit MIC27
Exons: 5
Coding region: 118-939 (273 amino acids)
Biological process (GO): cristae formation
Cellular component (GO): MICOS complex
Source: RefSeq, a predicted model, not a curated record
GUUACAACUAAAAACAUAUGACAGUCACUUCAGCUGUCAAAUUUAUGUAACAAAACCUAAAAUUAAAAAAAAAAACAGAUUUUUGUGAUUUGUUCGUGCCCAAAAUUACCCAAAACAAUGUAUUCCUGUAGAUUUUUAAAGCAAGUGUUAAUACCGGCGGCAGCAUUAGUAGCUGAAGAAAAAUAUCAACAAGAUGCCCAAAAACGAAAUUUAUGUCGACCGAGUGAUUUACCAAUCUACGUCCCAGACCCUCCACCAGUCCCCAAAGAUGCUGAACCAACAGUUCCAAGUUAUCUGGAAAACGGUUUUGCUACAGUAAGAGAACAAGUUACAAAUGUUUAUAAAGAAGUUAAAGCGUACCAGAGGGUCGGUAUGGACUACCUUGAACAAAGCAAAGACAAUGCAGAAUGGCUGCUCAAAUAUUUGAGACAGGAAGACAACACCACUCCCAAAGCUGGGGCUAUAGCCAUUGGUGGCUUGACAGGUUUUAUUUUCGGACUGAGAGGGCGGUUUUUCAAACGCACAUUGUAUACUGCGACUGGGGCCCUUGGCAUGGCUGCAGUCUGCUACCCCAAAGAGGCGUCAGAGUAUUCGCAAAUUGCCAUCGCAGAAGCGAGGAAAUAUGCGGUGAUUGCGUACAACUUUGCAUAUGGUGUUAAAAAGGAUGAUCCACCACUGGAACUUCCAACUCUACCAAAGCUUCCUUCCAGUUUGACUGAAGCUUGGGAUACAGUCACCAAAUCAGCCUCAUCUCUUGUUUCAGGAGGCGAAAUGGAAAAACAGGUAACUGAAACUGCUAGCAGUGUUGUAAGUGCACAAGAAUUAACUGAAGCUGAUGCACAAUUGAUCGUUUCUAAAACGCAUGAAACGACUUCACAGUCUUGUCAUUGUCCAAUAGGAGCUUGUCUUGGACAUCACGAUGAAAAUAACGCCCCCUAAAUUAUUUUAAAUUUGCUAAUGAACCCUCAAACUGCAGGAAAAGGAAAAUAAUGUACUGUAAAUGACCGUGAAACGUCUACGAUUAAAUUAUUACGAAAG